AUGCUUCUCAUUACCUGCGCUGAUGACUACUUGGGCUACUGCAUCACUUCUCACUUGUCUCAAUCUGCUGCACUGUGUUCUGAUAUGCGUGUCUUGUGUCAAGAGACAAAUACCAAGUUACCCUGGUUGUGCAAUUUUGCCAAAAAGGGGAUUGAUGUGCUUCCUGUAAAUCCUGAGCAUCCGAAUCAUCUGUCCAAAGCCAUGCGCAACAUUGAUCAAGUUAUUCUCAUCAUGAGCAACCAUACUGACCGAGUGGCGCACUGUCGACGUAUUUGCAACGCAGCAUCUAAAUCUGGUGUCCAAUCCAUCAUCUUUCUCUCACAUCAAGGCGCACAAUCAGAGCAACAUCAAGCCCUGUAUGAUUAUGGGCUGGUGGAGAAUCAUUUGGUGUCCAAGCAGCAACAACAACAAGAUAUGAAUUGGGUCAUUCUGCGACUCGAGUUUAUACAGCAAUACUUUCAUUUGUGGUCUCACCAGGUGGAGGUCUCUGGCGCCAUGUCAUUACCCUUGAAUUCAGAUACGGAGCUGUGUCCCAUUGAUAUCAGUGAUGUUGGCGCAGUUAUUGCAGCAUUUGUCCUGCAGCAAGAUGGCUCCUUUGCAGCCUGCUUAAAUGAAUACCAUGCUGGUCAAGUGUACACGUUGACUGGCCCCGAAGCAGUAACUAGCAAGUCCAUUGUCUCUAUGAUGUCUGAUGCCACUAUGUAUAAGCUGCAUCGCUAUCUUAAGGUGCGUCUUAUGGAUACAGCGUACUACCUUAGAGAUCUCCGGCGCAACAUUUGGUUUGAUGAGCGUCUCAAGAAGGAGAGAUCUGCAGUGUAUACGGAUCAGGAGGAAUAUGGCUACAGAACAAAAGCACUGUGUCUUCCCCAUGAUGUCCAGAUUCAGACCUUUCUCGACUACUUUGACUGGAUCAACAAGACGUCCAGCAGUGUCCAUGUGGAGCAUGUAGAAGUCAUUACCAAGGCGAAAUCAAGAACAUUGCAAGCUUAUUUUCACGAAAAUGCAAUCAGCUUUAAGCCCAGAGUCUAA
Molecule: messenger RNA, 1029 nt
Organism: Mucor velutinosus
Lineage: Eukaryota; Fungi; Mucoromycota; Mucoromycetes; Mucorales; Mucoraceae
Exons: 2
Coding region: 1-1029 (342 amino acids)
Source: RefSeq, a predicted model, not a curated record